AUGUACAGCCUCACUCUUUUGGGAAAUGGCCUCAUUAUUAUUCUUACUUUGGUUGAUUCAGCCCUUCAUACUCCCAUGUAUUUUUUCCUGAGGAACCUAUCCUUCCUUGAAAUUUGCUACACUACAGUAACCCUCCCCAAAAUGCUGGCCAAUUUUGCCUCUGAAGUCAAGAACAUCUCCUUUGCUGGCUGUGCUGCCCAGAUGUAUUUUCUUCUUUCCCUUGGAACUGUGGAAUGUUAUCUGCUGGCUGUCAUGGCAUAUGACCGCUACAUGGCUAUCUGUUGCCCUUUGCAUUAUCCAGUCAUCAUGAACCAAAAAGCUUGUGCUCAGAUGACAGUCGUGUCCUGGCUCUGUGGAAUCUUGAUGCCCCUUGGCAAUGUGGUUUGGAUCUUCACCUUGCCCUACUGUGGUCCGAACAAAAUUAAUCACUUCUUCUGUGAUGUCCCACCAGUGCUGAAGUUGGCUUGCGCUGACACCACAAUGAAUGAAAUGUCAAUCCUUGCUUUAAGUGUUCUAAUCACAUUAUCCCCAUUCCUACUGGUCCUGGUUUCCUACAUCCGCAUACUCUUCACUGUACUUAAAAUGCCAUCAGCAAAAGGGAGACAUAAAGCCUUCUCCACUUGCUCAUCCCACCUCAUUGUGGUCACUGUGUUCUAUGGCUCCGCCAGUGCCAUGUACUUGCAUCCAAAAUCCAGCCACUCUGAGAAUAUAGACCAACUGGUUGCUCUCUUUUAUUCCAUCAUUACUCCUAUGUUGAAUCCCAUGAUUUAUAGUCUGAGGAACAAAGAAUUCAAAGAUGCCCUGAGAAGGACUCUGAGUGUUAGAACUUCACAUACCUUAAGCAAACAUAGUUUACUGUAUAGAACUUAA
This is a messenger RNA of Heteronotia binoei (common prickly gecko), 870 nucleotides long. RefSeq names its product olfactory receptor 10A7-like. The transcript has 2 exons. The record is from RefSeq and is a predicted model, not a curated record. NCBI's taxonomy places the organism in Eukaryota, Metazoa, Chordata, Lepidosauria, Squamata, Gekkonidae. Bases 1 to 870 code for a protein of 289 amino acids. Gene Ontology annotation, molecular function: olfactory receptor activity; G protein-coupled receptor activity. Gene Ontology annotation, biological process: G protein-coupled receptor signaling pathway. Gene Ontology annotation, cellular component: membrane.